GAUGACCGAGGGAGUGGAGAACUCUUCCGCCGGGCUGGUCGUGUCGCCAACCACCUCCGCUGAGGUCCCGAGCGCCGUCCCCGAGGAAGUUCCGGAAACGGAAGCGGAGGCUGAGGAGGUGGCGGAGGACGAGAGCGGAGACGAUGCCGGCGAAGGGGACGCGGACGGAGACGGGGACGCCGAGCGAGGGGCCUUGGGACUGGCGGCUCUGGCCGGCGCCUGCUGCGUGUGUCUAGAGGCGGAGCAGGUGCGCAGCUGCCUGCACUCCGAGAAGAUCUGCAUCCUGCCCAUCAUCGCCUGCCUGCUCAGCCUGGCGCUCUGCACCGCCGGCCUCAAGUGGGUCUUUGUGGACAAAAUCUUCGAGUACGAGCCGAACACCCACCUGGGCCCGGACCGCAUCGGGCAAGAUCCGAUCAUCAGUGCCGACCCCACGUUGGGGCUUCCCGUAUCGCCUUCCACGCUUCCCACGUCCUUGUUCCCUGAGACAAACUCUACGUCUGGGAGGCCCGAGGUUAUCGUGGAGGGUAGGUCCACAGAAGGACCCUUUGACCCCCCCACUCCACGAGUGACCCCUUACACCCCAACUUCAACGGUUACGAUCCGCUCAACACAAACUAUAAACUCGGACAACCACGUCACACCUAAGACUGGAACGAAUAAAAGUUCUACUCCUUUUCCUCAAACCACUGUGGAAUCAAAUGAAAUUCCAAUUCCAAACCUAUCACCUGCCACCAGCACCACGCCCUCUGUCCGGACUUCGAGUCACGUGACGCCAUGCAACGAGAGCGAGAAGUCCUACUGUGUCAACGGGGGCGACUGCUUCACCCUGGAGGUGACCUCGGGCACCACCAAGAAACUCUGCAGGUGCCCAAAUGAAUUUACUGGUGAUCGCUGCCAAACCUACGUAAUGGCCAGCUUUUACAAACAUCUGGGGAUUGAAUUUAUGGAAGCUGAGGAGCUCUAUCAGAAACGUGUAUUGACAAUAACCGGAAUCUGCAUUGCGCUCCUAGUGGUUGGAAUUAUGUGUGUGGUAGCCUACUGCAAAACAAAAAAACAAAGGCAAAAACUCCAUGACAGGCUGAGGCAGAGUUUACGCGAGCGCAACACUAUGGCCUCCAUGGCCAAUGGACCACAAAUGCCCCCACCACACCCACCCCCUGAAAACAUCCAGCUUGUCAAUCAAUAUAUCUCUAAAACUGCACCUGCUAAACACGUCAUAGAAAAAGAAACGGAAACCUCCUUCUCCCCGAGCCAGUACACGUCUUCAGCUCACCAGUCCACUACAGUCACACACACCUCCAGCCAGAGCUGGAUGAACAGUAAGCAUGAGAACAUCGUGUCGGAGAGCCGCUCGGCGCUGGUGAUGUCAUCGGUGGAGGGCAGCCGGCAGGGCACACCCAGCCACCGGGGCCGCCUGAACGCCACCGGCAGCGCCCGCGACCUCGGCGCCUACCUCAAGAGCACCAGGGAGACGCCUGACUCCAGCAGAGACUCGCCCUACAGCGAGAGGUAUGUGUCUGCCAUGACAACGCCGACUCACCUGUCCCACGUGGAGCUGUUAUCCCCAGUGACCCCUGGCUCGCCCCCCUCCGAGACGUCUGCGCCCCUCUCCAGCCUGGCCACGUCCGUGCCGUCGGUGGCGGUGAGCCCCAUCGUGGACGAAGACCGGCCCCUCCUCUUCCUCACGCCGCCACGCCUGAGGGACAAGCAGAAGUCAGGCUGCGGCAGCGGCAGCAGCGGCGGUGGCGGCGGCGGCGGAUGCGGAGGCCACGGCCACAGAAAUGGCAGCGGGGCCAACCAGUGCAGCAAACGCAACUCGGCCCACUACAACCACGGGCAGGACCCCAGCCCGCCCCCCAGCCCCCUGCACAUCAUGGAGGACGACGAGUACGAGAGCACGCAGGAAUACGAGGCCGUCAUCGCCGCCACACCGGCGGCACAAACGGCAGCCGCAGCGACCCGCCCUCCAUCCCCGACCUCCAAGAAACUCGCCGGCAGCCGCCACACCUCUGCUGCCACCGCUGCCGCCACCAAAAGAACAAAGCCCAACGGCAUCGCCGUGGGUGCCGAUACGGUGGCUCGGCAAGGCCAAGCCGCGCCGGCGCCGGCAGCCGUGGCAGCAGCCGCCGUAAGCGAGAGCAGCUCGGAGGAGAGCAGCAGCUCGGACGAGAGCGAGACGGAGGACGAGCGUGUGGGGGAGGACACGCCCUUCCUCAGCAUACAGAAUCCUGCGGCGGGGGGCCCCGAGAUGCCCACCCCCCUGGCACUGCGGCCAGUGGACGGCAGCAGGACUAACCCCGCGCUCCGCCUCUCGCCUCAGGAGGACCUCCAGGUGCGGUUAUCCAGCGUGAUAACCAACCAAGACCCCAUCGCUGUAUAGAAAAAACAACCAACCAACCAACCAACUAACCCCAACGUUACACUACAGAUGCUUCAAACAUACCUAAGGCUGAGUUAAGACGAACGAAAUCAAAAUGAAACAAACAAAAAAAAUACCGCUAUACAGAGUCACCGUUAAACCUUUAUUUUCUAUAAAUUAAAGUAUUUGAGGGAAAGAGUGGGGGGAAAAAACUAAUUACUAAGAAUAAAAAAAAUAACAAAAAAGACAGAACUUUUAUUUUAGAGAUGUAGUUACUAAAGUCUUUUAUAAAUUAAAUGUGUGCAGAAGCGUUUGUGGAAGGAAGUGCCAUACACUUUAAUGUAGCAGGAGUCACAGUAUUUCAACGGCAAAAUAUAUAUAUAAAAAUAUUUAAAAAAAUAUAUCAAUGGUGCCUUUAUUUUCAGUUAGAGGACCUGUAGGGAACUGCUUUGACACUGAGCCAUAUAUUCGUCCAUUUGAACCACCUGAGGACUUUGAUUUUGAAGGGAAAUGGAUCCACCAGCAUUAAUAAAUUGAAGUAUUUUUUAUGACGCGGCAGAAAAGCUGUCCGUGGAGAGUGCAGCAAUGAAAUAUCAAAAUUUGUUCUUUUUAAGUUUAGCCGUGUCUUAUGGAUAUACAGAAAUUGGAUGUUUGGAAAUCUGAUCCUGGGAACAUGAAUUUGGGAAAAUAAAGUGAACAACCUUCUCAAUCAAAACCAUAGGUGUCGUUAGAAUGAUGGUUAGAGUAUCAGAUUCACAAAAUUAAUAUAAACAAUACUGUAUGUGGCAGUGCAAGGACGUAAAUUGUUGAUUUUGUCCCCAUGAUAACAGACAUGUUUAUUAUGAAAUAAGAUUAUUCAACUCUAAUAUCAGCAACAUUGGGUAUCAUGGAAGACGGAUUGUAUAACGUUAUAGCAAUAGGACAUUCCUAUAAAUUUGAGGAAUGUGAGGGCGUUGUUGGCCAUCACUUGAAUUGGCUGUCAACCUAUAAGAAUGAAUGACUGAAUAUAUGGCUCAUUCUGUCAGUGUUUUGACACAUCCAUAGGUUCUUGAGUAAUGCAUUGUGGGGGAAAUAUAGCACCAUUUGAAAAUAUUGACCACAAUAAUAGAUGGCAAGUGCUUUUCUGUGCGACUAUUUUUUUUUUAAUGUUUGCUGUCAUUUUGUUUUUUGUUUGUACUUGUUUUUUGCAUAUGUCCCUCCACAUACAUUUUACCAAUGUUACAUUAUCCAAAGUGUUACUUUUUGUGUUUCAUAUAUUAAACAUUCUCUUUCUUUCAGAGUUAUUGUUCAUACUGUAUGGAAAAUAUAUUUUAGUGUAAAUCUCAUUAUGAAAAGAAGUAUUUUUGUUAUCCCAAAUAUACAUUUGGGAGUUUAAGCAUAUUGAGAAAAAAAAAAGUCGUCACAGCCUUCUGAAAUGACCAAUAUACUGACACACAUAUACAUUUCCCUUUCUGUACAUUUAGAGGCUUUUCAAUCUGCAGGACCUUGCGCACACUGAGAAUUUGCAGAUGACUACCAACAAUGUUUGACUCCUGUCAGUGUCAGCCUUAUUAUAUUAAUGUCUCUUUGAGUUCCUUCCGACCAUUGAUUAUAUUUUAUACAGAAAGAAGCGGCCCAUUGAAGAUGCAUUUACAGUUGUUUGUAUUUAUUUAAUUUAUUUAUUUAUUUAUGUUUGUAUUUAUUAUGUGGGCCUUACAUAGACGAUCAUAAAAUCUAUAUUUUAAAAGUUUUCUUGUAUUUUUUUUUCUUCGCUCAAAGUUUUAUUGUUUAUUUUCUUCACCAUCCUCAACUACAUGGCUUGUCAUUCAGCAUAACUAAUAUAAAUAAAUGUACAUUGCCAGUGUACUUGGUUGUAUGGUGGUUCUUAGUGUAACUGUGUAAAAAAAAACAUGAAACUUUACCAAUAUGGGCAUCAACCACUUCACAAUUACCCCAUGGUGCAUUGCUUUCAAACUAAGAUGUGUUUGUUGAUUUAUGUAAAUAUUCCACGCAAAAAAGAACAUCAUUUCUUUGGGUUGCAGUUGAAAUGGUAAACUGUUUUCUCUGUGUUUCGUCAAUUUCAGUCCCUCUUGGCCGCCUGUGCAUAACCCUCUCCUCAAUGUACCCAACACUGAUUUUGUGCAGACCCACUUGUUGUUUUGAAACGUCCAAAGUAUCAGUUCUGUUUAAAAGAUGUAUUCAUGCAGUGCAACGCAACACACUCGACUGAGUUGCAAACAGUACAAGACAAACCUGUAGCUCUACAGCUCCAUGUCACUGGGAAGUGUGAGACUAUUGAUGUAAACAGCCCAUGCUGGAGAUGAAAACUGAAGCGCUGUACCCAAGCUGCAUGACGACACACAUGGACAUAAACCGCAGGCAUGCCCGUCGCACCCGAUGCGCAGAGAAGUGCAUGAAUGGAGAUGUCAAAGAGACCAUUACCAAUGGCCACAAUUCCUUUAUUUUUCUUUUUUUUCCGACUCCAUUGAAUUUCCAUUAAAUGAAACUGCUCAUUCCCAACCUAGUGUGUGACAUAUUUAGUCUUUUUGAUAGCUUAUCCUUGUCUCCUGAACUUACUCUUUUUUUCCAUUAAUG
Molecule: messenger RNA, 4933 nt
Organism: Sardina pilchardus (European sardine)
Lineage: Eukaryota; Metazoa; Chordata; Actinopteri; Clupeiformes; Clupeidae
Gene: nrg1
Product: neuregulin 1
Exons: 9
Coding region: 2-2380 (792 amino acids)
Biological process (GO): intracellular signal transduction; cell differentiation; animal organ development
Molecular function (GO): chemorepellent activity; protein tyrosine kinase activator activity
Source: RefSeq, a predicted model, not a curated record